GUCGGUUUCAUUGACAGUUCUUUUGGUCGCACGCAGCACAUAACGAAUAACUACGGUGCUGUGUUGUUUCUCGCGAUACACGCACGCACAUAUUACGAAAGUAUUUCGAAGACGCCUCCUCGUCCGACAAAAAUAAAAUAUUAGCACAAGAACGAGUCAUACAAUGAAGAGAUACUCAUCAGCACCUUGCUUAGAAGAUGCGGGCGGUGAUGUUAAAAGAACAAGGGGAAUUGAAGAUUACGCGGAUUUAAACACAAAGGAAUAUCUCCAAUUGGCUUUAAACAGAAUUCUAGAAUUGCAACAAGAAAUUAAAGAGGGCACAUACGUCGAAGAAACUGACAACGACACUAGUGAUCCGGAUACAUCAGGCAGCGAAGAUGUUACAAAACAGAUUGUCACUAAAGUGUUCCGAGAUCUACCCGGGACUUCAAACUUAUUUGCGAUAAUAGAUCGCGAAACGCUCUGGAAUCGUCGCAUAGACGCGCUUCAUAGUAAGAGGAUACAGUUAUUGGGUUUCGAUACUUGUCGGAGAUUGGCUCUCGACUUCAUGAAAAAUGUCGUUCACGAAUCGCGAAACCGAUCCUCUUCAUUAGACAGGGCUGAAUUCGAUCGCUUCCCAGAAAAUAGAUCGUAUUCAAGGGAUGAUGAAAUUUUAGCAAACGACUUACGUAAACGAGAGUCCAAGGCACAAGAAAUUCGAGCGAGAAUGUUGAAGAGUCUGGACUUGCAUUUAGCCGUCAAACAAAGAGACUACACGGUCAAAUUAAUGAGAUCAAAUAUAUAAUUCAGUGACGGCAGAAAUAUUGAGCACAAAUAUUAAGCGGAAAUAGAUCAAAGAUUAUAACAACGAUUUACAAAUAGUUUGAUGCAAAUUGUGUGCUAAGCAAUUAUAUGAUUUUUUUUUUUUUAGUUGUUAAUGUGGUUAAAAAUGAGAAACCUUACAACAUUUUUCGCAAAAAUAC
Molecule: messenger RNA, 962 nt
Organism: Pseudomyrmex gracilis
Lineage: Eukaryota; Metazoa; Arthropoda; Insecta; Hymenoptera; Formicidae
Exons: 4
Coding region: 164-784 (206 amino acids)
Source: RefSeq, a predicted model, not a curated record